CUUUGACUCCCCUCCCCUUCCUAGAGGGGUUUGAAUUUCGUUCUUCUUCUUCCUCUUCUUGUUCUUGUUCUUGUUCUUGAUUCUUCUUCCUUCCUUCGGUUUCUGAGAGGUUUCCCUCCCUCUUCGUCUGGGCCGAGAAGAGCCCCUCCUUCCUCUUCUGUUGGGUUUCCCUUUUUGGGUUUCUUCAAAGAAAGGCGUCUUUUUUUUUUCUCUUUCUCUUCUUUCGUUUUUCUUGUUCGUCCCCGGUGGUGGAGGAUGAUAAGGUUCGGGGUGCUGGGGCUGCAGCUGACGGAGCUGUUCGUGAGCUCGGUGGUGCAUUUGCUUUAUGGGUUUUACAUAUUCAGCUCGGCCGUCGCGGGCGACCUGUCUCAGGCGUUUCGGGAAUGCCUCUUCAAGCCAAAACCGAAUCUUGACCAAAACAGGGACGCGACGGCGGCGACCAACGUUGAGAAUUUGCCUCCUAUUGUGUUGGUUCAUGGAAUCUUCGGAUUUGGGAAGGGGAGAUUGGGAGGUUUAUCUUAUUUUGCGGGGGCAGAGAAGAAAGAUGAGAGAGUUUUGGUGCCUGAUUUGGGAUCUUUAACCAGCGUAUACGACAGGGCUCGCGAACUGUUCUAUUAUUUGAAAGGCGGGCAAGUCGAUUAUGGCGAGGAACAUAGCAUGGCGUGUGGGCACUCGCAGUUUGGGCGGACCUACGAACAAGGGCAUUAUCCGGAAUGGGAUGAAGAUCACCCAAUCCAUUUUGUGGGGCAUUCGGCAGGAGCGCAGGUCGUUCGGGUUUUGCAACAGAUGCUGGCUGAUAAGGCAUUCAAGGGGUAUGAGAAUACUUCUGAGAACUGGGUGUUGAGUAUCACAUCCUUAUCAGGGGCAUUCAACGGGACCACAAGAACGUACUUAGAUGGAAUGCGGCCAGAGGAUGGAAAGACAAUGAAGGCAGUAUGUCUGCUUCAGCUUUGCCGUCUCGGUGUGAUAGUAUACGAUUGGCUCGACAUCCCGUGGCUGAAAGCCUAUUACAAUUUUGGUUUUGAUCAUUUUGGCAUUUCUUGGAAGAAAGUAGGGAUUUGGGGUCUUUUCAAUUGCAUAUUGGGAAAUACAGGCCCCUUUGCCUCUGGCGAUUGGAUCCUCCCAGACCUCACGAUUCAAGGGUCGAUGCGACUGAACAGUCAUCUGCAUACUUUCCCCAAUACAUUUUAUUUCAGUUAUGCCACCAAGAGUACUCGAAAGAUCCUCGGCAUCACAGUUCCUUCGAGCAUGCUUGGGAUCCACCCGCUGUUUUUUGUAAGGGUGCUUCAGAUGAGUCAAUGGCGGCAUCCUCCAGAUGUUCCUCCUCCUUACAAAGGCUACAGGGAUGAAGAUUGGCAGGAUAAUGACGGAGCGCUCAACACUAUAUCCAUGACUCACCCGCGCCUCCCGAUCGAACAUCCUAGUCAUUACGUCGUAUCAGACUCUGAUUGCCAACCCCUGGAACCGGGCAUCUGGUACCACAAGAUCGUGGAAGCUGAUCACAUACUGUUCAUUGUGAACCGUGAGAGAGCGGGAAUUCAGUUUGAUCUCAUAUACGAUAGCAUCUUCCAACGUUGCCGGAAGCAUGUAUUCAGAAAAUCUCUGCCAACAUUGCCGAAUAACAUAGUUGCUGAUGAUGAAUAGAAGUGGAAACUGGAAAGGAAGCUCAUGGUUGCCCAUAUUUAUAGCGUUUCUCCAACUCCGUGUCAUUCUGUCGAGUCGAUGCCAAUUUUGGCACAUCAUUUUGAUCUUUUAGUAGUGUUAGGGAAAACAGAAGCUAUAGGCAGGCUCAGAAUUAAGUUUGUGAAAUUAUUUGAAACAGGCAGAUUUUCUGGCAUUAAGUCUACAGAAAUUCUUUUUGCA
Syzygium oleosum is the source of this 1863-nucleotide messenger RNA. RefSeq lists its product as uncharacterized. The transcript is spliced from 8 exons. The coding region runs from base 256 to 1644 and encodes 462 amino acids. NCBI's taxonomy places the organism in Eukaryota, Viridiplantae, Streptophyta, Magnoliopsida, Myrtales, Myrtaceae. The record is from RefSeq and is a predicted model, not a curated record.